CGGGACGCUUAGGAGGAGACUCGAGUCCGCGGCCGACGGACGCCCCGCGCGGGCCCGCGUCCCGCCAUGAAGUUUCGGGCCAAGAUCGUGGACACGGCCUGUCUGAACCACUUCACACGCGUCAGCAACAUGAUCGCCAAGCUCGCCAAAACUUGUACCCUCCGCAUCAGCCCGGAUAAGCUGAACUUCAUCCUCUCCGACAAAGUGGCCAACGGAGGCGUGAGCAUGUGGUGUGAGCUGGAACAGGAGAACUUCUUCAGUGAAUUUCAGAUGGAAGGUGUCUCCGCUGAAAACAACGAGAUUUAUUUAGAGCUGACGUCGGAAAAUUUAUCUCGAGCUUUGAAAACUGCCCAGAAUGCCAGAGCCUUGAAGAUCAAGCUGACUAAUAAACACUUCCCCUGCCUCACGGUCUCCAUAGAGCUGUUAUCAGUGUCGAACAGUAGCCGCAUUGUGACACAUGACAUCCCCGUUAGGGUCAUUCCUAGAAAAUUGUGGAAGGAUCUGCGAGAGCCUACAGUCCCAGACGCCGACGUUAGCAUCUAUUUGCCAGUCUUGAAGACCAUGAAAAGCAUCGUGGAAAAAAUGAAAAACAUCAGCAAUCACCUUAUCAUUGAAGCAAACCUAAAUGGAGAAUUGAACUUGAAAAUAGAAACGGAGCUAGUGUGCGUUACAACCCACUUUAAGGAUCUCGGGAACCCUCCGUCAGCCUCUGAAGACGCGUCUCAGGAUAGAAACCCGGAGCAGAUGGCCGAGGUGCGCAUCGAUAUCCGGAGGCUCCUGCAGUUCCUCGCCGGACAGCAAGUGAACCCGACAAAGGCCGUGUGCAACAUCGUGAGCAACAAGAUCGUCCAUUUUGAUUUGCUCCACGAGGACGUCUCCCUGCAGUACUUCAUCCCCGCCUUCUCGUAGGCCGCGUCCGGCCCCCUCUUCCCUCGGUUCCGUGCUGGUGGGAACUGGAGCUUGCGGAGCACAGUUGGAUAAACACACUACUUCGUGUUGCU
Molecule: messenger RNA, 1001 nt
Organism: Panthera uncia (snow leopard)
Lineage: Eukaryota; Metazoa; Chordata; Mammalia; Carnivora; Felidae
Gene: HUS1
Product: HUS1 checkpoint clamp component
Exons: 8
Coding region: 67-909 (280 amino acids)
Biological process (GO): double-strand break repair via homologous recombination; nucleotide-excision repair; meiotic DNA integrity checkpoint signaling
Cellular component (GO): checkpoint clamp complex; site of double-strand break; nucleolus
Source: RefSeq, a predicted model, not a curated record